Molecule: messenger RNA, 4104 nt
Organism: Lytechinus pictus (painted urchin)
Lineage: Eukaryota; Metazoa; Echinodermata; Echinoidea; Temnopleuroida; Toxopneustidae
Product: aqualysin-1-like
Exons: 9
Coding region: 172-1323 (383 amino acids)
Biological process (GO): proteolysis
Molecular function (GO): serine-type endopeptidase activity
Source: RefSeq, a predicted model, not a curated record
ACUGCAAAUAUUAUCUUUGACUUUGAAACAAUCUUUAUUUGACAUCACCUAUUUAAGUAACAUUUCCUUGUGUUAAAAUGUCACACGUGACUCUAUCUGGUGUCGACCAUUAAGUUUUGGUUUCCAUAUUGCUAGAGCUACUGUGACCAAAGUUGGCUCUGAGAAAUAAACAUGAAAUGUCAGAUUUUAGUCUUGGCCCUGAUUUUGGGUCUUACCGUAGAAGCAAGGCCAAAACACUGGGAUAAACUCUUUAAGAAGUCUGAAAAUGAUCGUGUACCGGGCCAGUACAUCGUUUCUCUUAAGCCUGGGUUUGAUGCUGAUGCGUUUGUUUCUGGAGUCGAAACUGCAAAAUCGCCAUCAUUUGUGAAUUGUUCCUUCUCUCACGUCUACAACAUCAUCAACGGAUUCGCCGCCAAACUUACCUCUGAAGGUCUAGAAGAACUUCUCAGUUCGCAUGAGGUUUCUUUGAUAGAGGAAAAUGGAAUCGUUCGAGCUCAUGAAGUUGGAUCAUGGGGGAUCGACCGUGUGGAUCAGAGAUAUCUUCCGCUAGACGGAGAAGCCAAAUUCACAGGUGAUGGAGAUGGCGUGACGGUCUACAUCUUAGAUACGGGGAUAUACCCAGGUAAUGAAUACUUUGAUGGCAGAGCUACGGUGGGAUACGACGCUGUAGGCGGAGGACAGGAAGGGGUGGAUUGUAAUGGACAUGGAACUCACUGCGCAGGAACCAUCGGGUCUAAUGUCUAUGGGAUUGCUAGAAAAGCCGAAUUGGUUGGGGUUCGAGUUCUCAACUGUCUGGGUAGCGGACUGACCACACAGAUCAUGAAUGGUCUUGAUUGGGUACAAAAGAACGCAAAGAAACCAGCAGUAGCAUCCAUGUCGCUUGGAGGUGGUGUAUCUCCGUUGCUGGAUGGGGCGGUGUCUUCGCUCAUUAAAAGUGGAGUAUUAGUGACCGUUUCGGCGGGAAACGAUGACCACGAUGCUUGCAAUAAUUCGCCAGCCCGAGUCCAAGAAGCUGUCACUGUUGGUGCUACAGAUAGAUCAGAUAUACGGGCUUACUUCUCCAACUACGGCACUUGUCUUGAUAUCUUUGCCCCCGGUGUUGACAUUACCAGUACCUGGUACACGGAACCUACGGCUACCAACACAAUAAGCGGAACAUCCAUGUCAUGUCCACAUGUAGCUGGAGCGGCAGCCAUAGCACUUGGAAACGACGACAACCUGACUCCAAGUGCUCUUAAGAGCAAGAUCUUGGAUGAUGCAACAACUGAUGUAGUUGGUGACCCCCAAUCAGGGUCACCAAAUCUUCUGCUUUACAUACCGUGAAUGGAUCUGCGCCUGCGGUUAUCAAUUGCACACAUUUAAAUAAACUAUAUUGAGCAGCAUUUCGAAAGGAAUCACUUAUACUGACAGUCUUAUCAAGUUUAAUGCUUACUUCAACUCCCUUUCAUUGAAUAAAUCUACAUUAAAAAUAAUAUUGAUUUUACUUAGGUGACCAUAACUUCUUUUACUCUCAAUUAUCUCAUGAUUAAUAUAUUUCCAAGUAGUUCAUAUAAAUCUAUUAUGUUAUAUUUUGAAUUGAUUUCAUUUCCUAAAGGGAAACAAGAAUGCAGGAAAUCUGAUCAUUUCAGUACUCUGGUUUUUUUUUAAUCAAAAUAAGUGUUAUUCUAUAUAAUAAAGUACUCCGCACUGAAUUUUGAAUACAAAAUAAUUUUGACCGCCUUUUCUUAUAAUUUUUUAAAUCACUAACACAUGUAUUUCCAUGUGAUAAACCACGGAAAACAUCAUAAUUAUGUAAGGUAGGAGUGGCAAUCAUGAUGCAUUAUUAUUAUUUGAGCAAGCGAAUUUGAGGAAGAAUCAAAGUCAUUGUUUCCCGCCAAAACGAUCACCAGAACUCUAUGGCCCGUAUUCUGAAUUAUGGCUUAUCUUAGUCCAUUGGUCUAACUCUGUGCUAACACUAUGGUCAGCCGAAAAUGACACAAUAUUUGUUCACAUUGUUUGUUUCACAAGUUUACUUUGCUAUUUCGUCAUGCCUUAAUGAUGGAAAAUACAAUUGGAACUUCCUGACAGUUAUGAAUAAUUUGUAUAUCAAUUAAAUUAGUUUAUUAGAUUACCUGGUAAAAGGAACUUUGCACUGUUAGAGAUUUGUGUCACAUUUUGGUUAUCCAUAGUAUAACCAUAACUUAAAGUCCACCCCAACAAAAAGUGGAUUUGAAUAAAAAGAGAAAAAUCCAACAAGCACAACACAGAAAAUUUCAUCAAAAUCGGAUGUAAAAUAAGAAAGUUAUGACAUUUUUUUAUUUCGCUUAAUUUCACAAAAUAGUUAUAUUCACAUCCUGGUCAGUAUGCAAAUGAGGGAACUAAUGACAUCACUCACUCCCUAUUAUUUUGUAUUUUAUUAUAUGACAUAUUCUAAUUUUCUCCUAAUUGUCCUGUGAAACAAAGUUUUAUUUCGCCCGGAACAUGUGGAAUUACCAUUGUUUAACAUUUUAUAUUUCAGUCAAGUUGGUCUUUAUUGUCAAAUCUGUCAAAAUUGAAAUAUUGUAUAAUUCAAACAAAAAACAAAAGAAAUAAUGAGUGAGGAACAUCAUCGAUUCUCUCAUUUGCAUGUGACUAAAUUGUGCAUAUAGCUAUUUUGUGAAAAAUAAGCGAAACCUUAAAAUGUCAUAACUUUCUUAUUUUACAUCCGAUUUUGAUGAAAUUUUCAGCAUUAUGCUUGCCCGAUUUUUCUCUAUUGAUUCAAAUCAACAUUUUUCUGAGGUGGACUUGACCUUUAAAAGCAGAAUUUGUGGUAAACUCGAGUUCAGAAGAAGGGCACAUUAGUUGAUGACGUCAAGGGGGCGGAACUUGCUUUCGCAAUAUAUUUUAUUAAGAGAGUUGGUCUGAUCUCAAUAUUGAUACAUCAACACCUGUCCAUUGGUCAUAAUAAAGUCUUAAGAAAAUCGUUCUUUUUCACCAUUUUCACUCUGAUUUACAUUAUAAAUGACUUAUAUAGCUUUGGUAUAUUUCCACAAAUUUAUUAGAAUAAUUCAAAAUAAAAAGAAAAUACUACAAAUGUUUAUUGUGAAAAACUUGAAAUGCACGAUUCUUAAACCUAUGAGCCUGAACAAUUUUAAGAUGUAAGGUUAAGAAUCAAUUUUCAGACCCAGUGUAUGGUAUGGACAUAUUUUAUAUUUCAAUAUGUUAGGUACUGUAUAAUGGUUAUCCUACCGAAAAUCAUAUUGUUCAUUUUACUGAAUGAAUGAAAUGAAGAUUGAUACAAAAAUACACCUGUAGGCCUUAAGUAAUUACGAAGUAGUUUGAUAUUUAAUUGAGAACAUUGUAUCAUUAUAUCAAAUUUCAGUGCGUCUUUUAUAUAAACUCACACAAGCGGAUGCAAAAGGAAAUAACAAUAAUAUAACACAAAUUGGUUGUUUAUAGGAAUUGUUAUUGUAAUCUUAUAUCUACUUUGUAUUGGUUUUAGGUAAUAUUUUUUCAUUGGCUCAGUUUUGGGGGUAUUGCAGUUGUACAAUUCACAGAGCAAAACAAUGUCGGUGGAAUACAGGUCCUUUUUUUAUUUUACCUUCCUAAGAAUUUUCCUCCUCUGCGAUUAGGUUUUUUGACGUAAGAUAUAUCACUUAUUCAAACAAAUUAACAAAAUAAAUGGUUAUCAAUAUUUCGGAGAUUUUAUUGAAUACUUAUUGAUUACUAAAAUUAUGAUGAAUACUGUAAUAUUAUACUUUAAAAAAGUAAAACCAAGACAUUUAUUUUCCAAGGUACAUCUUUCCUGCCUAGGUAAGAGUAGUGAGUAAUGAUUCCAGUUAGCUAAAUUUAUUUAGAAUCCCCCCAACAACAACAUAACAACGUGCAUAUAUACAGUAUAUAAUUUUAUGUUUAGAUACCAUAUUAUAUUUCAAGUCAUUAUGUUUGUCGAAAUGUGAAUAUCGAAACUUAGCUAUCAUGAUUUUGGAAACAACUGAUGUGUUAAAAAUAUAUUAAACACCACAAACCCCAAAAAUCAUUCUAUGAUAGUUGAAGAAUUGAGUUUCACUGCAUCAGUUCGCCAUGAUCGGUCGAAGUCAGAUACUGAUUUCAAUAAAAUUUCGAAUCUCGAAGCACGAAUCAGAA